Molecule: messenger RNA, 2560 nt
Organism: Oryza brachyantha (malo sina)
Lineage: Eukaryota; Viridiplantae; Streptophyta; Magnoliopsida; Poales; Poaceae
Product: putative receptor protein kinase ZmPK1
Exons: 1
Coding region: 24-2462 (812 amino acids)
Biological process (GO): protein phosphorylation; recognition of pollen
Molecular function (GO): protein serine/threonine kinase activity; ATP binding
Source: RefSeq, a predicted model, not a curated record
UUAACUUGAGAGGGAAGAAAACCAUGGAUGCACACUUUGCUUCCAUGUUUGUCCUCACUUUGGUUCAUCUUCUUUUGCACAUAUCGGCUCAUGAUUUCCUCUCACCAGGCUCCUCCCUCUCAGUAGAGCGCAAUUCUGACGUGCUCUAUUCACCAGAUGGUAGUUUCACCUGCGGAUUCUACAACAUCUCCCCCAAUUCCUCCAUCUUCUCUGUUUGGUUCUCCAACUCAACUGAAAAGACUAUUGUGUGGAGUGCAAAUCUUCAUCGUCCUGUGUACAGCUGGGGAUCCAAAGUCAAGCUAAACAUUGAUGGAAGUAUGGUUUUACAAGAUUACAGUGGUCAGACUGUGUGGACAAACAACGUGAGCUCUUCAGAUGCCCAAGAAGCUCGGCUAUUGGAGAGUGGGAACCUUAUCGUGAAAGGCCAAGGUGAUAUUAUUCUAUGGCAAAGCUUUGCUUCUCCAACUGAUACUUUGCUACCCAAUCAGAUCAUCAAUGGUACUAUAAAACUGGUAUCUAGUAGCAGUAGUAAUAGAUUGCUUUUUCCUGGCCACUACAGCUUUCAUUUUGAUGAUCAACAUUUGCUUACAUUGUUUGAUGAUGAGAAGGAUAUCUCUUUUAUCUAUUGGCCAAAUCCAUUUAUAAAUAUCUGGGGAAAGCAAAGAAUAUCAUUUAAUACCACUAUGCUUGGAGUUCUUGAUAAUUCAGGGCAUUUCCUUGGGAGUGAUAAUGCAAGCUUUAUGGCUGCUGAUUGGGGUCCUGGGAUUAUGAGGAGAUUAACACUAGAUUAUGAUGGUAAUCUUAGGUUAUACAGUCUCAACCAAACACACGGGACUUGGCUAGUCACAUGGAUGGCAUUUACUCAACUCUGCUUUGUACGUGGUUUGUGUGGCAUGAAUGGAAUAUGUGUGUUUACACCUAAGCCUGCAUGUGUAUGUGCCCCCGGACUCAAGAUCAGUGACCCAAGUGACCUGAGUAAAGGAUGCAAGCCAAGGUUUAGAACUAGUUGUGAUGGAAAGCAGAAAAUGAGAUUUAUGAAACUACCCACUACUGAAUUCUUAGGGUAUGAUCAAAGUACACAUAAGCGGGUUUCUCUUAGCACUUGCAAGAGCAUAUGCAUGAGUGAUUGCAGCUGCAAGGGUUUCUCAUACUGGCAAGGAAAUGGUAACUGCUAUCCAAAGUCUUCACUUGUUGGUGGUGUAACAGUCCAGUGGUUGCCUGGUUCCAUCUAUCUCAAGCUUCCUGCAGCUCUACAAGUCCAUGAAUCUUCCAUUCCCCAAUCACAGCCUUUUGGUCGUCAGUAUGGCCCAAAUUGUAGCGCAAAAGACCAGUAUUUCAUUGCAAAUUUUACAGACAUGUCAAAAGGCAGCCAAAAUGAAUCACGGUAUUUGUACUUCUAUGGAUUCUUAUCAGCAAUAUUUUUCGUCGAGGUAAUAUUGGGUGCAUUAGGAUGGUGGUUUAUUUUGAGAAUGGAGGGUAGGCAAUUAACAGGAGUAUGGCCAGCCGAAGCCGGCUAUGAAAUGGUAACCAGCCAUUUCCGUAGAUACACUUACAAGGAGUUGCAGAGAGCUACUAGAAAAUUUAAAGAUGAGCUUGGCAGGGGAGCAUCUGGUGUAGUGUACAAAGGAAUCUUGAAAGACAAGAGGGCAGUAGCCGUGAAAAAAUUGGUAGACAUAAGCCAGUGUGAAGAAGGAUUCCAUCAUGAGUUGAGUGUGAUCAGCAAGAUUUACCAUAUGAAUCUAGUGAGAGUUUGGGGAUUCUGUUCUGAUGGUUCACACAGGAUGUUGGUUUCGGAAUACGUGGAAAAUGGUUCGCUGGACAAAAUGUUGUUUGGAAGUGCAGGCUCACAGAUCUUACUUGAAUGGAAGCAAAGAUUUAAGAUUGCACUUGGGGUGGCCAAAGGUUUAGCUUAUCUUCAUCAUGAGUGCUUAGAGUGGGUUAUCCAUUGUGACAUGAAGCCCGAGAACAUACUGCUGGAUGAGAACUUGGAGCCAAAGAUCACCGACUUUGGCCUAGCAAAACUCCUGAAUAGACGGGGAUCCAAUAAAAACGUAUCGCGGAUUCAUGGCACUAGAGGUUAUCUAGCUCCUGAGUGGGUUUCUAGCCUCCCAAUAACAGCGAAGGUUGAUGUCUACAGCUUUGGAGUGGUCCUUCUAGAAUUACUGAAGGGAAAUCGUGUUUCAGACUGGGAAAAAACUGAGGAUGAAGAUGAUGAGGUUGAAAAGGUCCUUCGACGGGCUGCUAGGAUGCUUGCAGAGAAUGUGAAGUUGCAGGAGGGGGAGGGGGAGGGAAGCAAACAAUCAUGGAUCGGUGACUUCACUGACUCCAGAUUGAAUGGUCAGUUCAACCACUUGCAAGCAAGAGCAAUGAUCAAGUUGGCUGUUUCAUGCAUAGACGAGGACAGAAACAAAAGACCCACCAUGGAGAAUGUAUCGCAGAAGCUUCUAUCAAUUGAUGAAUAAAGCACAUAGCAAACUAGCAGUACUGCUUCAAAUUUAACAACAUUUGCAAAUUAUGAUCAUGUAAUCUAUUACUAUGCUGUACUAUAAGAAUAUAUAUA